Balaenoptera musculus (blue whale) is the source of this 1350-nucleotide messenger RNA. RefSeq names its product necdin, MAGE family member (gene NDN). NCBI's taxonomy places the organism in Eukaryota, Metazoa, Chordata, Mammalia, Artiodactyla, Balaenopteridae. Gene Ontology annotation, cellular component: nucleus. The record is from RefSeq and is a predicted model, not a curated record. The transcript is spliced from 2 exons. Gene Ontology annotation, biological process: negative regulation of transcription by RNA polymerase II. The coding region runs from base 127 to 1104 and encodes 325 amino acids.
UGCCCGGCCGCUGCGGAAGGCGCCGCGCGCAGCAACGCGUACUUCCUCUCUAGGAGUCCAAGGAGGGAGCGCAGACUCGAAGAGCUCCUGGACUAGGCGGCCGUGCCCUUGCCAGACGGAGCAGACAUGUCCGAACAAAGUAAGGAUGUGUGCGACCCCAACUUUGCAGCCGAGGCCUCCAACUCCGAGGUGCACAGCAGCCCCGGGGUUCCCGGAGGACCCUCUCUGCCCGCGUCCCAGGCCGCGAUCUUCCCAGGGCCGGAGAGCCCUCCCGUAGGCCCGCCCGACGCCCCUCUGGUCUCGCCGGCGCCCCAGGCCCCAAGCGAAGAGGGCGACCCGAAGGCCCUGCAGCAGGCCGCGGAGGAAGGCCGCGCCCACCAGGCCCCGAGCGCAGCGCAGCCCGGCCCGGCGCCGCCGGCCCCGGCCCAGCUGGUGCAGAAGGCGCACGAGCUCAUGUGGUACGUGCUGGUCAAGGACCAGAAGAGGAUGAUCAUCUGGUUCCCAGACAUGGUGAAGGAUGUCAUCGGCAGUUACAAGAAGUGGUGCAGAAGCAUCCUCCGGCGCACCAGCCUCAUCCUCGCCCGGGUGUUCGGGCUGCACCUGAGGCUGACCAGCCUGCACACCAUGGAGUUCUCGCUGGUCAAAGCUCUGGAGCCCGAGGAGCUGGACAGGGUCGCUCUGAGCAACCGCAUGCCGAUGACAGGCCUCCUGCUGAUGAUCCUGAGCCUCAUCUACGUGAAGGGUCGCGGCGCCCGAGAGAGUGCCGUCUGGAACGUGCUGCGCAUCCUAGGGCUGAGGCCUUGGAAGAAGCACUCCACUUUCGGAGACGUGAGAAAGCUCAUCACCGAGGAGUUCGUCCAGCAGAACUACCUGAAGUACCAGCGCGUCCCCCACGUCGAGCCCCCUGAGUAUGAGUUCUUCUGGGGCUCCCGUGCCAGCCGUGAAAUCAGCAAGAUGCAGAUCAUGGAGUUCCUGGCCAGGGUCUUUAAGAAAGAUCCCCAGGCCUGGCCUUCCCGCUACAGGGAAGCACUGGAAGAGGCCAGAGCCCUGCGGGAGGCCAACCCCACUGCCCACUGCCCCCGCAACAGUGUCUCCGAGGACUAGCAAGGAUGUGUAUUGGGUAGACUGGUCCUGGAGAGUUUGGAAGAACUCCCCAGAAAAGCUGGCAUAACCAAGAGAAAAGUCAAGACCCCUGUCUUUGUGAUCUCCCUGGGCGCAGGAAACAUCGGUGUGGAGUGUGGUGAUGUGGACUGAAACGGGCGCAACGUGGGCACACUUUACUAAACACAGAUACAACCCCACCAUGAGUAAACUUUAAAGUAAAUAUUAAAGAUUCUUGUGAUACAAUCA